Salvia splendens (bonfire salvia) is the source of this 2784-nucleotide messenger RNA. Its product is annotated as transcription factor SPEECHLESS. The transcript is spliced from 5 exons. Gene Ontology annotation, cellular component: nucleus. Gene Ontology annotation, biological process: guard cell differentiation; stomatal complex development; positive regulation of DNA-templated transcription. Gene Ontology annotation, molecular function: protein dimerization activity; DNA-binding transcription factor activity. The record is from RefSeq and is a predicted model, not a curated record. The coding region runs from base 1671 to 2558 and encodes 295 amino acids. Lineage: Eukaryota; Viridiplantae; Streptophyta; Magnoliopsida; Lamiales; Lamiaceae.
UGCCUUUGCACAAUCUGAGAUGCCUUGUCAUGAUGCCAAGUUAAAAUAGAGACAGUGUCCUGGCGAUAGCUUGCUUAAAAUUUUGGCGUUCUUUUAUUCCUACUUUUAUGGCAGCAAAAAUUCAAGAGUAAUUUUCUUUGGGGGUUUGCAGUUUACAGGUUGUAGUUGAGAGGCCAGUUUUAAAGAUGCUAAUACUGGUGGGGCUACUUCUUGUACGGACUCCUAGUCAUGUUCUCUUGCAAGUUGCUCAAUUUUCCCGAUCCCAAUAAAUUCAUCAGAGCACAUGUUAUCUUGAAGACAGAAGUGGUUAAUUCUCGUAGUCAAAUUGAAAGGUAAAUAUACUAAGCUUUUUACCCCGUUUAAGUAGAGUUGAAAAAGGCUGAAAGGGUCCAAUUAGUUAACUGAAAUUAGUGAAGCAAUUAUGAAACAUACACCAGGUUGAAGACAAAUGUACCAGGCCCACAGGGACUAGCCAUUCUUAAGCUAUUGCACAGGCUACUUACUACUAUGACUUUUAGUGAAAAAUUUCUACUCUUUCACCAGCAGGCAUCAAAGAAAAGAAGGUUGUGUCUGAUUUUACAGUUACAGGUCAUUAUUGAGCACAAGGUGUGUGUAUAACUCUGUAUAUCAACUCUUAUUAUGGACAUAGGUAAAAUACAGUUUCUCCGGUCUAAACUUCUUUCCUCUCCUUGUUUUUUUGUCUGUCCUUAGUUGUACUCUUUUACCACAGUUAAUUGCCAGAUGAGUCAAAGCAUGAUGAAGACUGCUAGGUUGCAAUUUCAUAUAGAUAAUGACAUAUUUCCCCUUGCGAACCAAAGAUUGUGUGGUCGACUGCUUUAUCUUAAUUGUUCUGUAGUCUCACUCACCUAACGCCUGCACUCAUCUAUUAAUGCACAGUUGAUAUCUUUAUUCAACAGUGCCCCGAACCCAUAUAUUCAAAACAGAGCCUAAAUUUUUUUGGCUGAGCAUCUAAAUGUCAAUUAAUGGUAUGCUGUUAUCUAAGUUUGUCUUUUGUAUUUUAUAAUAUGUAGGCAUGAAAACCAACCAAUUGAAGUCCGAACAAACAGUAGAAUAACUACUCAUCAUGACUUGUGGCGCCUCUAGGCCUGAGUUUGUACAACACUAGAACCAAGAUGCCAAAUUUGUUAUUUACUUGUAAUCCGCACACAUGAAAGUGGAUGUCUUCUGUCAGUAACUACAGUGUUAGAAUAUUCUCGAAAUUUCUCUUCUUCCUUCUCUUGUUAUGGUUGUGCUUUCGGUAGUUGUAUUCUGCAUGCAUGCAUCGUCCACCCAAAUGAUUCCGUGAUUUCGAUUACUGGUUAUUACUACUAAGAAAACUGAUUUGGCAUUGUGAUUGUUUGAUUUUAGUAAAUGAGUAAAGAUCACAUGUGUUAUUUGGACAGCCCUCUAACUAAGAAAGUCGCACACACUAGUUCCACCAUAUAUGUGAUCAUCAUAAUUUCAGCCAAUAUAUGUAUCUGUGUUCAAACAUAUUGGGCCGGGGGAGUUGCAUCCGUAGCAUUGCUAUUAUGUAGGAUUGAGAUGUGACGGAGAAGCGGGCCAAGGGAAAUCUAAGCAAUCAAGGAGGUGGAGCCCCACAAUAGGCUCUGAGAUCGCCCAGAAAUCCUGCUCCGACCGUGGAUUUACCUAGCAGCGCCGUGUAAAACCAAAUGGAGAAAUCCAUGGAUGCUGAAACAUUAUCCGGAUUUUUCGAGGAAACCACGAAUUUCUCGAGCUCCGACGACAUCUUCUGCAUUCUCGAAGCAUGGGAAUACAACAAUCUGACGACAUCACCGGCCGGAGACGACACCUUCGAGUUCCAAAACUCGGCUCUUAAAAAGUCUCAACUCGCAGAGGACGCCGCCGCUUCUCAGGCGUGCAAGCGGCAGAAGCUGAGCACGGUGGAGGAAGGGCAGAACAAGUCGCACAUCACCGUGGAGAGAAACCGCCGGAAGCAAAUGAACGACCAUCUCUCCGUGCUCCGCUCUCUCAUGCCUUGUUUCUAUGUUAAAAGAGGUGACCAAGCGUCGAUAAUAGGAGGAGUGGUGGAUUACAUCAACGAGCUGCAGCAGGUACUGCAGUCGUUGGAAGCCAAGAAGCAACGGAAAGCAGCUUACAACGAAGUCCUGAGCCCGAGGAUAGUGUCGAGCCCGAGGCCUUCGCCUCUGAGCCCGAGGACUCCGCAGCCGAGCAGCCCCUACAAACCCUGGAUGCAUCCUCUUCCAAGCCCCGUGGAUCCUUCUCCUUGCAAUUCUUCCACUUCCUCUUCCAUUAACGAUGCGGUCAAUGAGCUCGUCGCCACCUCCAAAUCGCCCGUAGCUCAAGUCGAGGUCAAGUUUUCCGGCCCUAAUCUGCUCCUCAAAACGGUGUCGCACCGCCUUCCCGGCCAAGUGCUCAAGAUUAUUUCUGCCCUUGAAGAACUUGCCCUUGAAAUCCUUCACGUCAGCAUCAGUACCGUUGACGAAACGAUGCUCAAUUCUUUCACCAUUAAGAUUGGGAUUCAGUGCCAAUUGAGUGCAGAAGAGUUGGCCGAGCAGAUUCAGCAGACAUUCUGCUAAUUAUUAACUAAGUGGGAGUCUGUAUACGAGAGAGAAAGCAUUUGCAGUUGGUAAUGGGAAUAAAGCAAAUGUGGAUAAGCUUCUACACUAACCCACUGUUGCUGUAUUAAUUAAUUAAUGUAGUCGUUCAGAAUUAAUUAAGUGGAAUGUGUAGUUUAGGUUAGUCGAUUUCUUUACCUUUCUACUUUCAUUCCACUAGCAAUCCCCAUGGAUCAUGUUAGUUGCC